GGAAGAGUACGAACUGGACAUUUUGUCGUAUUCGACACUGAUAAAAAAAGAACACCAUACCAUUUCACCUUGCUACAUUCUGGUCAGGGUCUUAAACUCGUUUCGUGUUUGUUACUCUCAUCUGCCCGUUCGCAUAAACGUGUUUUGAAAAUAUCACUUGUUGACUUGUUAGUUGUUGUCAGCACUAUGCCGAAUGCCGACAAAUUUCGUAAUAAUAUUACAUAGGUACUACAAGCCCUACAGCUACAGGAAUGUUGAAUUCUAAUUCAUUUUUUUUCGUCCUACAAAAGUGGUUUUUUUCCAAUAGAAUAAAUUAAAAGUUUUUUUUUUCAUAUAAUAUGUAUUUGCUGAGGUGAAACUGGUGAAAGCAAUUAGGUUCAUUCCAUCGUUCGGAACAGAGAAUCGUUCUUGGAUUCAGAGACAAAUUGAAAUUAAGAUAGUCAUAUUGAAAUCAUGCAAAACAUUAUCAACUCCGUUAAAGGAACUGCACUGGGAUUCGCAGGAUUAUUGACUCCAGUCCUAAAGGAAUCAAAAUUUAAAGAUACAGGAGUAGUUACACCAAAUGAAUUUGUUAUUGCUGGUGACCAUUUAGUACAUACAUGCCCAACUUGGGAGUGGGCUUGUGGUGAUGAAUGCAAGAUUAAAUCUUAUUUGCCAAAAGACAAACAAUAUCUAAUUACAAGAAAUGUUCCUUGUUUACGCCGAUAUCAACAAAUUGAGAACAGUGAAAUUAUUGAGAAUAUUGUUGAAUUGGAAGAAGGAACCGAAGGAUGGGUUGAGACUCAUCACUUUGAUUCUUCCCAUUUGCCUAUGAAUGAAAAAAUAUCAGAGAUACUACAUGAAGAACAUUUUGAAGGUCAAAAUAUAGGUAGUCAACUUUCCAACAUUGUGAACCAUGAAAAUCAAAUUAUGAAUACUUGUAAUUUCUAUACUAAAAAUAGUAGUAUAGGUGAUGAUGAUGAUGAUGACGAAGGUGAAGCAAUAGAUAUGGACGCGUUUGUAGAAAGUGGUAUGCUGGAAGAUGAUUCGGCAACUGUUUAUUCCACACAAAAUGAAAGAAAACAAUUAAAAAGCACAUCUAUUGAUGAAAUAUUAAAAACCAGAACUUAUGAUUUACAUAUAACAUAUGAUAAAUUUUAUCAAACUCCAAGAUUGUGGAUUUAUGGUUAUAAUGAAAAUAAAAAUCCAUUGAGUGUGGAAGAAAUGUUUGAAGAUGUGAGCCAGGAUUAUGCAAAGAAAACUAUUACUAUGGACUCCCAUCCUCAUAUUCCUGGUCCGCUGAUGGCCUCAAUACAUCCCUGCAAGCACGCAGAAGUUAUGAAAAAACUGAUCAAAAUUAUGAAAAAACGAAGCAAACAUUUAAAAGUACAUAUGUACUUAAUUAUAUUUUUGAAAUUUGUCCAAUCAGUGAUACCCACCAUAGAUUAUGAUUAUACACAGAAUAUUAAUUUAUAGUAAUGAUUAAGUUAAAAACAUUUAUA
Metopolophium dirhodum (rose-grain aphid) is the source of this 1481-nucleotide messenger RNA. Its product is annotated as ubiquitin-like-conjugating enzyme ATG3. Bases 454 to 1455 code for a protein of 333 amino acids. Gene Ontology annotation, biological process: autophagosome assembly; nucleophagy; autophagy of mitochondrion. The record is from RefSeq and is a predicted model, not a curated record. Gene Ontology annotation, molecular function: Atg8-family ligase activity. The transcript is spliced from 7 exons. Gene Ontology annotation, cellular component: cytosol; cytoplasmic ubiquitin ligase complex. Lineage: Eukaryota; Metazoa; Arthropoda; Insecta; Hemiptera; Aphididae.